Messenger RNA from Microplitis mediator, 4606 nucleotides. RefSeq names its product hemicentin-1-like. Gene Ontology annotation, cellular component: neuron projection membrane. Gene Ontology annotation, biological process: synapse organization. The record is from RefSeq and is a predicted model, not a curated record. Lineage: Eukaryota; Metazoa; Arthropoda; Insecta; Hymenoptera; Braconidae. The transcript has 7 exons. The coding region runs from base 843 to 1700 and encodes 285 amino acids.
AAAAAAAAAAAAAAAAAAAAAAAAAAACAGUUUUUUUUAGGUUUUAUAAAUUAAUGUUAUGAUGAAAAAUUUUAAAAUUUUUAUAAAUUGCUGUUUUAUAUAAGAAGAAUUAUUUAAAAUUUUGAAAACUACAUAUUUAUGACCGUCGGAAAAUAUAUUAUUUAAAAUAAUAAAAAAGAGACUUAUGAUUAAAUAUUCAUAAAAUUCUAUCCAAAAUGUAUUUAUAAUUUAUUAAAAGACGAUAAUUAAUGUAAUAAGAGGGUAUCAAAUUUAAGGUGAAUAAAUUAAAAUUAAUUAAAUACAAAAAGGACAUAAUUAAGUAGAAAUAAAAUGAUACUAUUAUUAUUAUAUUGAGUUAUUAUUAUUAUUAUAAAUACGCACUAAAAAAUAAUAAAUAGAACACUGUGUUUUCAUUUAAAAUUGAACAUUAAUCAUAAUCCUCUUGGAUUGUGAUUACCGUUAUGUGUGUAGGUGCGCAUGCAAUUGUGUCUGUGUCUAUUGUGUAUAUUACGUUGGAACAUUGUUUACCACUUUACUGUUAAACGUCAAGUGCUUUAGAGACAAUUAUUUAUAAUUUAACAGCAAAUUCUGUCACAUCAUUAAUAAAAAUUUUGUUUAAGGACAUCAGUGACUCUAUAAUAUGAUAAAUAUUUUAAAUUAAUGAGAGGAACUGUAAUCUCUAUUGUUCAACUCUAUUGUAAUUACGAUGAUAAUCAAUAAUUGUUGAUAAAAAAUUAAAAAAAAAUAAAUGGUGUCUGCAAAUGACUAGUGGGUGUGAGUUGAUAAUAAUAAGUGGGUGUGUGGUUGCGGUGUGACAAAAUUUUAUAAAGAAAAAUCACAUCAUGAAGGAGAACCGUCAAAGAUGGUUACAAGCCAUUUGGCCGCUGAUAGCAGUUCUUUGUCAUCAAUCAGGUUGCGCGGCUAAAAGUGGUAAUGGCGGUUCAGUGAUAGAACACCAUCCAUCUUCCUACUGGGAGCAACCUUUCAGUCAACCUUACUUUGACAACACGACCAAAAGAGAAACAACAACAACAGUCGGGCAAUCUGCUUACUUAUAUUGCAGGGUUCGCAAUCUCGGUGAUCGUGCUGUCUCGUGGAUUCGUAAACGAGAUCUUCAUAUUCUGACAGUCGGAAUUUUGACGUACACUAAUGACCAAAGGUUUCAAGCGAUGCACAGCGAUGGAAGUGAUGAAUGGACACUUAAGAUAACAUCACCGCAAGUCCGUGACAGUGGGACAUACGAAUGCCAAGUUUCAACAGAACCGAAAAUAAGUCAAGCUUAUAAAUUAAAUGUCGUUGUGUCAAAAGCAAAAAUUGCUGGGAAUUCCGAGCUAUACAUCAAAAGUGGAAGUGAUAUAAAUCUUACUUGCAUCGUACUACAGACACCUGAACCACCAUCUUUUAUCUACUGGUACAGAGGUGAGCAUGUGAUAAACUACAGUCAACGAGGAGGAAUCAGUGUCGUGACAGAGAAACAGACCAGGACAUCGCGUCUGUUGAUUUCUCGGGCACUCCCAACAGAUUCUGGCAAUUACACCUGCGCUCCUUCUACAGCAGAGUCAGCCAGUGUCCUAGUACACGUACUUAAUGGAGAACAUCCAGCGGCAAUGCAACAUGGGAAUUCAAGUAAUAGUGGUGCAGCAACUUGUACACUAGCACUACUACUUCUUUUUCUUUAUGCUGGCUCUUUUGUAAGAUGACUGAUUAGUGAUAAUAAUGAUAGUUAUUAUUAUUAUUAUGAACUCUAAUAACUUUUUAAGAGACAUUUUACUUUAAAUUGUGGUGCAUUUGAGUGCGUUCAGAAUUUUAGACAGUUAUUAUCUAUCUCGGCGUAUAUAUACACAUAUAUAUAUGCUCUUUACCUGAUUGAAUGGAAUUUGUCGUAUCGCAUGACAAGAGUAUUUGUGAUUUAUAUCUUAUUUUGUAUAAUAGUGUAAAAUUAUCUACAUCUAAUCAGGCGGGUGAUAUUCUCGCAAUAAAUUUAUCUCCAUUACGCGCCUGUGUCACAAUACGCAUUGACAUGAUUUGUAUUAUAAAAUAAUGGUGUGAGAUAACAUUUAAGUAAUUCAAUAUAUACAUACUUAUAUAUAUAUUGAUUCCCCCAAAGUUGUUUAGCACUUUUGUGUAUUUUAUUAUUCGUUGUUUUAUUUACUAUUAUGAUGAAUAAAUAAAAUGGUUUAUUAUACUGUAGUAUGUAUAUUUACACAAACGAGGGAAAAUUUUAAAUCCGGUAAAUAAUAUUAUUUAUUUACUACAGAUAUAAAAUAACGAAUUAUACGUGAAUGUAAUGUAAGUCAUAUAUAUAUAUAUAUUGGGGGAUAAAUAUGUGCAUUUAUUUUAUAGACGAUAAAUAAAGAAAAUAUCACACUUAUAUGCGGUAAUUAAUAACAUUGUAAUGAUCAAUUUUUAAAUGUAAUAAUAACAACGUUCAUGUAUGCUAAAGAAAUAAUUCAUCAGUAUGUUUAAAAAUUUAACAAAUAAAUAACUAAAUACCUGUGUAGAGAUUAAUUGAAUUGAUCCUGUUUGAUCAAACGAUGUUGACUACGAAAAUAGAAAUUGGUUAAAUAUCAAGUUUAAUGUAAAAUAAGGAAGUGGGGGUAAAAUAGGUCGGUUGAAUUUUUUCUUUAGUUUGUCGGGGGAAACAAAAUACCCAUACAGAAAAAUAUAUAAAUAACAUAUAUGUCCCAUAUAGCCAAUACAUGAUGCAUAUAUGUUACAUAUAUAUUUUUCGUGCGGGUAGUCGAGGUAAAUCGGACCGAUUGCGAGUGAAAUUUUUUUGUCAUUAUUUUAUUGAAAGGAUUUUAUUCAAAUGAGUUGACAAUAAAAUUUUUGAUUUCACUUAAUGUAAUUUUUGAAAGGAAAAAAUAUUUUUAUGUGAUUUUAAAUAGAGGGGAAGAAAAACAUUUUUGAGCGCCAUUACGCUGAAGUUUCUAUUUUCUACUUAUGUUUGAAAUAAAGUAUGAAAAAUUUUUUAUUACCGUUGAAUUUUUGGUAGCCCCAAAAAAAUUUUAUUAUCUUGUAAUCUAGGAUAAAAAUAUCAUUUGCAACACAAUUUGAGCAGAAUAAUUUUAAAAAAACAUUUCCAAAACAAUUUUUUUAAAAAAAUUAUCGAAAAAUAAUUCCUGCACGGAAAAAAAUAGGUAUUACAAAAAGAUGCAGCAACAGGAUUUUCAUGUUACAGCAACAGGAUACAUCCUGUGGGAGCAACAGGACAAAAUCCUGUUGUAGCAACGAAACUUUUUCUGUCGUAGCAACAGGAUUUUUUCUGUGGAAUCAACAGAAUAAGAAACAAGUUCAAUUUUGAAAACAAAAUUUUCUUCAUCACUAUAAGAAGCAUACAAAUUUCAGCCCGUUGCUUCCACAAGAUGUGUCCUGAUGCUGUAACAUGAAACUCCUGUCGCUGCAACAGGAUUUCGUCCUGUUGCAGCGCCUAUUUUUUUUCCGUGUAGAUUUUUUGAAUACUUAAAAAUAAUUAAAUAAAUACCGAAUUAGGAUUCAGAACCAUUUUGUAAAAUUUAUUUAGGCGACUCCCCUCGCUCCCCCUUUUCUUCAAAAAUACAGUCCAGUCGCGUUAUAAGUCCGAUGACUUAUAUUUCUUGGAAGACAUUCCCCCUCUAUGGGGAAGUUUGAGUUACGGCGUUCAACUGCUGAGCAGAAUGGGGGGUACAGGAAUUCUUAGAAUUAUAUUCCCCUACACUCCUGUAGGCGGACUUAUAACGCGAUUCGACUGUAAUACAGAUUAUAAAAUUUUUUCGCCGGCCUAUUUUGCCCCACAGUUUUUAUUAUCAUACUAAGACUUAUCUUAUUAAUAUGAAAUAAUUAUUUCAAAACUCAAAGGAAAUAGUAAAAAAUAUGACUCAUUUUUUUUCAACCCCCACCCCCUUUCUUGAUAUUUUUCAUUUCAAUACAAAAAUUUAUUUAUACAUCACACAUUGAUUACUUCCAAUAUAGUCCAGUCGGCCUGGAAAAAAAAAGGGGUUUGUUGGCAACUUUUCGACAAAAUGGUCCGAUUUUGAAUUUUUUUUUUUUAAAAUACUCAGAAAAAUAUUCUAAACAUUUGUGUGUAUGUGGGAAGUGUUGCUUUUUUUUUGUUUAAAAAAUAGCGUUUUAGCGUUGAGCUUUAAAUUAAAAUAUCUCAGAAACUACGCAAAAGUAGUCGAGACAUGCUGCGUAUGAAAUUUAGAGAAUUGAAUAACGAACAAAAUGAGCCCAACCCGAUUUCUCUACGACCAAUAGUUUGCGAGAUAUUAAUUUUUUAAUGAAGAAAAACGCGGUUCCGCUCGAACGCUUAUAAACAAAUAGCUGUAACUCCUCGAAAAAUCAUUCGAUUUACUUUUUUUUUUUUUUGAAUUACAGCUAUUGUUGUCUACUAUAAGCAAAAAAAUCAGCUAAGCUAAAAAAAAUUUUUUUGAAUUUAUAGGAAUUAUUUUCAGUUUUUCGAAUUUAUGCAUUAAAAAAUAGUUAAAAUUCGAAAAAAAAUAUUUUGUUUGCAUAUAAAACUUUGACCAGCACCAUAGAAUCGAUGUGAGAAAAAAUAUUUUUUUUAAAAAAUUUUUUUUAUGCAAAAAUUUAGCUUACAAGUUUAAAAAAAUAUGAGCUCUACGGG